AUGCUGAACGAGGGAUUCCACUGGCUCUGGAGGAGCCUGCUCCAGGUCCUGAUGCGCUAUCAGCUCUUCCGAUGGCUCUACGGCCUUAUAGCGAUUGUUGAUAACGAACCGCUACCGUUACAAAUGGAAAGCGAAGAGGAAGCACGAAGAACGAAGAAGCAUCUGGAGAAUGUGAAAACCGUAUCCCCCGGAAAAUCAGAAUCAGUCGCGAUUAGAACCGUUCCAAGUGCAAAUGCAAAUGCAAUGGGCAAUGCAGGCAGUGCCGAGAUCGUAUCAAAUCAAAUCAUCCGCCGCCGUGAGAUGAGCACCAUGGGCAAGGAGACGGAGUCCCACAGCAUACCCAUCAGCGAGGGACAGAAUGCGGAACAUGUUCUGUACCGCCUGAAGAGGGGUUCCAAGCUAAGUGUCCACCCGGAUGCCUCACUGCUGGGCAGGAAGAUCGUUCUGUACACCAACUAUCCCGCUGAGGGACAAAAGUUCGUGAGAACGGAGUACCGGGUUCUGGGAUGGCAGCUCAGCAGUGGCAAGCAGGUUACGUCCGUGAUGCAUCCGGAAGCCCAUGUAGUGGACACGGACAUCCGCAGUCUGGUGGAGUUGAACAUGUCCGGCACCUAUCACUUCUACUUCCGGUAUCUGGAAAGACCCGACACUGGCAGCUCCGGAGCAGAUGGCGCUCUGUAUGUCCAAGUGGAGCCCACUCUGCAUGUGGGACCGCCGGGCGCCCAAAAGACCAUUCCCCUGGACUCGGUGCGCUGCCAAACGGUGCUGACCAAGCUCCUGGGACCGCUGGACACCUGGGAGGCCAAGCUGCGCGUGGCCAAGGAGGCCGGCUACAAUGUGAUCCACUUCACGCCCAUCCAGGAACUGGGUGGCUCCCGCUCCUGCUAUUCGCUGCGUGACCAACUCAAGGUCAACUCCCACUUUGCGACCCAAAAGGGAGGCAAGGUCAGCUUCGAGGACGUGGAGAAGGUCAUCAAGAAGUGCCGCCAGGAAUGGGGGGUGGCUUCCAUCUGCGACAUCGUGCUCAAUCACACUGCCAACGAGUCCGAGUGGCUGCUGCAACAUCCGGAUGCCACCUAUUCGUGCGCCACCUGUCCCUACCUGCGACCCGCCUUCCUGCUGGACGCCGCCUUCGCCCAGUGCGGAGCGGACAUAGCCGAGGGCAGCCUGGAGCACGUGGGCGUGCCCCAGGUCAUCGAGCAGGAGUGCCAUUUGGAAGCGUUAAAGUACCAGUUGCACACCUCCUACCUGUCCAAGGUCAAUAUACACGAGCUGUAUCAGUGCGAUGUGAUGAAGUACGUCAAUGAGUUCAUGACCCAGGUGCGAACUCGCGAGCCACCAAGGAACGUGGCCAACGAGUAUCGCUUCCAGGAGAUCCAACUGAUACAGGACCCGGAAUAUCGACGCUUGGCCAGCACCAUCAAUUUCGAGCUGGCGCUGGAGAUCUUUAAUGCUUUCCAUGGCGACUGCUUCGAUGAGGAGGCCCGGUUCCGCAAGUGCGCCGAAACCCUGCGCCGCCAUCUGGAUUCCCUCAACGAACGCGUGCGCGCCGAGAUCCAAGGUUACGUCAACUAUGCCAUCGACAAUGUUUUGGCCGGAGUGCGCUACGAGCGAGUCCAGGGCGACGGGCCCAAAGUGAAGGAGAUCUCCGAGAAGCAUUCGGUCUUUAUGCUCUACUUCACGCACACGGGCACCCAGGGAAAAUCGCUCACUGAAAUCGAGGCGGAUAUGUACGGCAAGGGCGGAGAGUUCUUCAUGGCCCACAACGGCUGGGUGAUGGGUUCCAGUGAUCCGCUGCGGGACUUCGCCGAGGAGCAGCCGGGACGCGCCAAUGUCUACCUCAAACGCGAGCUCAUCUCUUGGGGAGAUAGUGUGAAGUUGCGCUUCGGCAGGCGACCGGAGGAUAGCCCCUACCUGUGGAAGCACAUGACCGAGUACGUGCAGACCACGGCGCGCAUCUUCGAUGGAGUGCGCCUGGACAACUGCCACUCCACGCCGUUGCACGUAGCCGAAUUCCUGCUUGAUGCAGCUCGCAAAAUCAACCCGGAGCUCUAUGUGGUGGCCGAAUUGUUCACCAACUCGGAUGGCACCGAUAAUGUCUUCGUGAACCGAUUGGGUAUCACCUCCUUGAUCCGUGAAGCCCUUUCGGCUUGGGAUUCCCACGAGCAGGGACGUCUGGUCUACCGGUAUGGAGGAGUGCCUGUGGGUGGCUUUUUUGCGAACUCAUCGCGACACGAGGCCACCAGUGUGGCCCAUGCCCUGUUCCUGGAUCUCACCCACGACAAUCCGUCUCCGGUCGAGAAGCGUUCCGUUUACGAUCUGUUACCCUCGGCAGCACUGGUCUCCAUGGCCUGCUGUGCCACCGGAAGUAACCGUGGCUACGACGAACUGGUUCCCCAUCAUAUUCAUGUCGUGGAUGAGGAACGGAGUUACCAAGAAUGGGGCAAAGGAGUUGACUCCAAAUCCGGAAUUAUGGGUGCCAAGAGGGCAUUGAACCUGCUGCACGGACAACUUGCGGAGGAGGGCUUUAGCCAGGUGUAUGUAGACCAGAUGGAUCCCAACGUGGUGGCCGUUACCCGCCACUCGCCGAGCACUCACCAGUCGGUCAUUCUGGUGGCUCACACGGCCUUCGGAUAUCCCUCGCCGAAUGCCGGACCCACCGGAAUCCGUCCACUGCGUUUCGAGGGCGUGCUGGACGAGAUCAUCUUGGAGGCCAGUUUGACCAUGCAGAGCGACAAGCCUUUCGAUCGUCCUGCUCCGUUCAAGAAGGAUCCCAAUGUGAUCAACGGCUUCACCCAGUUCCAGUUGAGCCUGCAGGAGCAUAUACCGCUGGCGAAGUCAACUGUGUUCCAGACCCAGGCCUAUGUGGAUGGCAACAACACGCAGCUAAACUUUACCAAUUUACGACCCGGUACUGUGGUGGCCAUAAGGGUGUCCAUGCAUCCGGGUCCGCGUGCCAGCUUCGAUAAGCUCCAGAAGAUCUCGAAUGCCCUGCGCGUGGGCUCGGGCGAGGAGUGGUCCAAGCUGCAGGAGAUUGUCUCCAAAUUGGAUCUGGUGGCCCUGAGUGGAGCCCUCUUCACCUGUGAUGAGGAGGAACGGGAUCUUGGCAAAGGUGGCAACGCCUACGACAUACCCAACUUUGGAAGGAUUGUUUACUGCGGCCUGCAGGGAUUUGUUUCCCUGCUGACGGAGAUUUCACCCAAAAAUGACUUGGGUCAUCCGCUUUGUAACAAUCUGCGCGAUGGUAACUGGAUGAUGGAUUACAUUGCCGAUCGCUUGACCAGCUUUGAAGACUUGAAGCCCCUCUCCACGUGGUUUAAAGCCACCUUUGAGCCCCUGAAGAAUAUUCCGCGCUACCUCAUACCCUGCUACUUUGAUGCCAUAGUCAGUGGGGUUUACAAUGUGCUAAUCAACCAGGUCAACGAAUUAAUGCCUGAUUUCAUCAAGAAUGGUCACAGUUUUACCCAAUCCCUGGCCCUGUCCACGCUGCAGUUCCUCUCCGUUUGCAGGUCGGCCAAUCUGCCAGGAUUUAGUCCUGCCAUUGCUCCACCCAAACCACCGAAACAAUGUGUGACCCUCUCCGCUGGUUUGCCGCAUUUCUCAACGGGUUACAUGCGCUGCUGGGGUCGUGACACCUUCAUCGCUCUGCGUGGCUCCAUGUUCCUCACUGGCCGCUACAACGAAGCCCGCUUCAUCAUUAUUGGAUUUGGAGAGACCCUUCGACACGGUCUGAUCCCAAAUCUAUUGGACAGUGGCAGCAAGCCCAGAUUCAACUGCCGUGAUGCCGUCUGGUGGUGGAUGUACUGCAUCAAACAGUAUGUGGAGGAUGCCCCCAAGGGUGCCGAGAUCCUGAGGGACAAGGUGUCGCGCAUCUUCCCGUACGACGAUGCCGAGGCUCAUGCUCCGGGAGCCUUUGACCAGCUGCUGUUCGACGUGAUGCAGGAGGCAUUGCAAGUGCAUUUCCAGGGAUUGCACUAUAGGGAGCGCAAUGCAGGCUACGAAAUCGAUGCGCACAUGGUGGACCAGGGCUUUAACAACCACAUUGGCGUUCACCCGGAGACUGGCUUUGUGUUCGGUGGCAACAACUUUAACUGCGGUACCUGGAUGGACAAGAUGGGCUCCUCGCAGAAGGCAGGCAACAAGGGACGACCCAGCACUCCACGCGAUGGAUCCGCCGUGGAACUCAUUGGCUUACAGUAUGCCGUACUGCGGUUCAUGCAGGGUCUGGCCGAGAAGGAGGCCAUUCCGUACACUGGCGUGGAGCGGAAGGGACCGUCGGGCGAGGUGACCAAGUGGAGCUACAAGGAGUGGGCAGAUCGCAUCAAGGACAACUUCGACAAGUUCUUCUUUGUGUCCGAGUCGGAAACCUGCUCGGUAGCCAACAAGAAGCUGAUCUACAAGGACAGCUAUGGAGCUACCCAGAGCUGGACGGACUACCAGCUGCGAUGCAACUUCCCCAUCACCCUCACUGUAGCCCCCGAGCUGUGCAAUCCCCAGAAUGCCUGGCGUGCACUGGAGCGGGCCAGGAAGUUCUUGCUGGGACCGCUUGGCAUGAAGACCCUGGAUCCCGAGGACUGGAACUACAGAGCCAACUAUGACAACUCAAACGACUCCACCGAUUGCACAGUGGCCGAUGGCGCCAACUACCAUCAGGGGCCGGAGUGGGUGUGGCCCAUUGGUUUCUACCUGAGGGCGCGCCUGAUCUUCGCCAAAAAGUGUGGCCACCUGGACGAGACCAUCGCUGAAACGUGGGCCAUACUGCGGGCUCAUCUAAGAGAGCUGCAGACAUCCCACUGGCGCGGAUUGCCCGAGUUGACCAACGAUAAUGGCUCCUACUGCGGAGACUCCUGCCGCACGCAGGCUUGGAGUGUCGCCGCCAUUCUUGAGGUACUCUACGACCUGCACUCCUUGGGAGCUGAUGUGGCCUAAACCACCUAAAAUACUCAUACUCAGACCUGUUAGUUGCUACCAAAAACUGUUAUUAGUGUUACAUUUGAUAAUUGUACGGAUACAAAAUGGAAUGAGAUUCGAUGCCAGAUGUCCCUCAAAAAUUUUGCUAUUUCCUAUUCUAUUAAAGUUGCAAUUGUUUU
Messenger RNA from Drosophila subpulchrella, 5090 nucleotides. RefSeq names its product glycogen debranching enzyme. Lineage: Eukaryota; Metazoa; Arthropoda; Insecta; Diptera; Drosophilidae. The record is from RefSeq and is a predicted model, not a curated record. Gene Ontology annotation, molecular function: amylo-alpha-1,6-glucosidase activity; 4-alpha-glucanotransferase activity. Bases 1 to 4929 code for a protein of 1642 amino acids. The transcript has 8 exons. Gene Ontology annotation, biological process: glycogen catabolic process; glycogen biosynthetic process.